Paramisgurnus dabryanus is the source of this 3308-nucleotide messenger RNA. NCBI's taxonomy places the organism in Eukaryota, Metazoa, Chordata, Actinopteri, Cypriniformes, Cobitidae. The record is from RefSeq and is a predicted model, not a curated record.
CCACAUCCUCAUUUGAACAGAUCAUGCUAUUCUACCCUUGUAGUAUAAUUGCCUAAGUCAAGAGCAUGACUUAGGCUGUUUUAUUUUGCCUAUAAGUCGAAAGCCAUUGAGCAAUUUUACAAGAUUUUCUAAAUGGCAGCUGCAUCAAGAAGAACACAAAUCUACUCAACCUCUGAGGUCCAUUUAUUUGUGUUUUCUGAGAAACCUGAAAAAAUGACAUUUAUUAUGAAAAAUUCAUUUUACCUUUCUGAUUAAUUUGGCAAGGGUAAAAUGCAUAUUUGUAAGAUUUCCUUGUUUUGUUAAAGCAAACAAGCAUUCUGGAAUAACAUGGAUCAUCCAGAUUUGCAUAUAUAGUAGUCAGGGGUCUCCAAUGUGGUGCCUGCUGGGACAAGGUAGCCCACACAGAGUCAGUGAGGUGCCCGCCAAAGCACAUUUUAUUAAUAGUCUCAAUUGUUAUAUUUAUUUAUUUAUUACAUAUUUUUUAUAUUAGCUUGGCUUGGUUUACGUUUGUUAACAUUUUGACACAACACUAAGACAUAUCAACAAGUAAAAUAAAUAGUAAAACAAAUAGGUUUUGAGUAGACUAUAUCAAAAAGUAGCCCUCCAGAUUGUUUUAUCCAUUGUGGUAGCCCUUGCCCACAAAAAGGUUGGAGACCCCUGCAGCUCGUGUAUUUGUGCUGUGUGGAGGAGGCAUAAAAACUAAGAAAUUCUGAAAUGGGUGUAUAUAAUUUACUUCACUUCCAAGUUGUUAGGCUGAUACAUUUAAUUAUUAACAACAGACGUAGUUAACAUGUAAAUCAGAAGAAUUAAUGGUCUGAAACCUUUAUAUCGCAAUGUAUUUUAUCCUUCCAGUCUACACAAGGAGGCAGCAAAGUUCCAUUCAAACAUUGUCAAUUGGUUAAAUUAUUUAAAUAACAUUCAAAAUCAAAGAGCUAACAUUGAAACCAAAUUGCACUUUAUAAGUAAUGCCAUCAUUUUUUUUUUAAAGAAAGAACUUUAUUGUUUCAAAUUAACGAGGCAUGUGAAGUGAUUAAAAAAUGAAUGAAACAAUGAAGCAUUGGAGUGGCUGGAAUGCUUAAUAAGGAAGUUGCGUCUGUUGUGUUUGUCAGUGUGUUUCUGCCCUGCUACUGACAGGUAAGAUGAAGACAGGUGAUCCACAGUCGUAUGACUGAGGGCAGUCUUUAUACUGAAUGGCACCAGUUGAGGAGGGUGUGAUAGGUUGGGUAUCAGGGUGUUCUUCCUCCCUACAGAUUAGCAUUGUGUCAGCCUGCUUCAUCAUCAUGUAUGUUACGCUCUACAGUCUUUGUGCAAGCUGUUACAGUGACAUGCGUUUGUCCGGACAAGAGAAAAACAAAAUUCCUUUUCCACAAAACAAAACACCUGGGGUCACUGAACUGUCCUGCAGAAAUCUAAACAGACUUGAACAUGAUCCACAAUGUGUUAAAACUCUACAACUUCCCUUUCUUCCAUCGGAGCCCUUGGUUUACUCAGAGCCUCUGGGACUUACGCCUUCAUUUCAUCAUCAGGAAUGUAGGAAUGACACAUCCAUCAGUGAUGAAUACAUGACAACCACCGAGGAUCUAACUGAUCAUACAUACUCUCUACUGGACACUGGAUUGAAUGAAGAAAAUCCUUACGAAUGCAUUAAUGAGACUCCAUCACUCCUGUCAGUCAGACCUGAAGGGAAAUCUUCUCUGAUAAUGACGAAGCCAGCGCAGCUUGAUGUUAAAGACUCAGGCACAGUGCUUAGUAACCCAGUAAACAACCAUGAAAUGAAGCAACCUCUCGCUCUGACUGUCCAAUCUUUGACUAAUUCAGAACCAACUGAUGUUUACGCUACAGUGAACUGGCAAACAAAAACUCCGAAAAACCCAGAAGCUGUAUUUGACACAUAUGUUGUGGAUGACAUGAUUGAUGGUACUGAGGAGGCUGUGCCUCCCAUUCCAGAUAAACAUUUCUAAUAUCAAUAAAGGGACCAGUUAUUCUUUUUCCCUACUAUGGAAAUGAAUAUGACUCAUGAUCGGUUUGGUUACACAUAUCUUCAUUCGUGUUCAUCAGAACAAAGGGGGUGAACUAUCCCUUUAAAAUUCACUUUUUAAUUUGCAAUGUUUGAUAUGAUUCAUCAUAGUUUUGUAUUUAUUUACAUUUUACAAGCAUUCCCACACUCUUAAAACAGUUGUGUUAAAACAACACAUUUUGUGUCUAGUUAAGGACAACACAUUUAAUGUGUUGUCCCUAACUAGACUAAUAUCGGUGUUAUUAUUGAAUCACAUCUUCUGUUGUCCCUUUUAUUUAUUUGAACACAAAAUCAACACAAAAAUAACACAUAAUGUGUUAAAUAGCAUUACACAAAAAAAUUCCUUUCUUACAGUGCAUAUAAAGUAUGCUUAAGUACACUAGUGUUUAAACUUUCAAGAUACUUUGGUGUUUUUUGAAUCUUACUAUUGUAAAUAUGAAAGGGGUUCCUUAAAGAUUAUAACAACUAAUAAUUUGCAGAAUAAAAGUUUUUGUUUACAUCAUGUAUGUGUGUGUACUGUGUAAAAUAAUAAUGUAUAUAUAUAUAUAUAUAUAUAUAUAUAUAUAUAAAUACACACACACACACACAUGUUUAUAUUUAAGAAAUAUCACUAAUAUUGCAUACAGUUUUUUUACUUAAUUUUUUACCUUUUUAAAAAUGUCUUUGUAUUUUUGCCUUUAAGCAGUUUUAAUGUGUUUUUGCAAGCUUGUCACAUAUCACAUAUCAUGUAGCCUAUUACACGUGGGCUAUCAGUAUUGCUGCAAUUUUAAUAAAACUGUAUAAAAGAAGCCAACCACCCCUCGGUUAUUCUAGGUCAUUACGAGUCACAUGACACGAUGCUUCGAGAAGCGAGACUGGACUCAGACUGAAACACAACAUGCCUGUUGUGUCCAGACCGAAAAUCCCUUUUGGCGACUAAAAGAAGAAAUCUUAUAAUCCCCCGACAUUACGGACGUCCCUGUCUGUCUGUUUACGCAUAAACAAUGCUGUAUAUUUCGGAAAUAGUGUGAACUGAAAUUAUGUAGGUGAAAGGUCAUAUCAGUGAACUGCUUUGAAAAAUGUCUACACAUGAAAUUUAAUGAAAAAUUGCACUGUAAAUAUUAAACAUUUAUGAAUGCAACAAUGCUCACGACCAAAAUGAGCUUGAAUGUGAAGUAUUUUAAUUGAAAACAUAAGAGGAGUAGCCUGUCUUAGGUCAAAACAACAGUCCUCCUCUUACUUUAAACAAAAGUGUGUUUAAAAUCAAUACAUAAAUUAAAAAUAUGCCAAAUGCGUAAAUAACUAUUUAAAU